GAGACUCCGUGCUCCGAGCAUCGUCGUCGAAUAAUCGACCGUGUGUCGUUCUCGUCCUCGAUUUUUCUUUUCGUUUACACUUUCGAUAGUUCGUUGCUGGAUAUAGUCGUACCGGAAGGAAGAUACGUGCAGGUGUGAAACCGUAGAGCAUUAAAAAAAAAAAAAUUCAGCGCUUAUACCGAGGACGUGGAAAAUUUAGAAACCGAGAUGCGCUUGGUUCUGUCUCGAGGAUAGGAGUUGCUGGUCUACGCAGUUCUUGCUUCCAAAGAGAGCAUGAUCGUCGCUUUUUGAUCAGACUCGCGUCGCUACUUGUCCGCAAUGCAAUGAAAGAGAUCGUACGUUUAUCCGGUAACCAGAACGCAACGCUGCGAAAAGACCGGUUCGUUUGAACGAAAAAUCAACCGAGGAGAGAAAAAAAGAGAAUCGAGGCUACUUAAAACUCGUACUUGUACGAAACUAAAUUAAGUUCGAGUAAAAAGAUUAAAACGUUUUAAGGAUAUAUUACAAGGAUACAAGAUGAAGCUUGAAGGAAAUUGUUCGCACGAGGAUAAUACGAAUGAGAUUUUAUUACAACCUAGGAAAGGCUCGGGAAUACGUUUGCAGAUUGUACCGGCGCAACCAAAAACCAUCACUCACCUACCAAAAAGGCCACCAGUUGACCUGGCAUUCUCUGACUUGGCGUAUAAAGUACGAGAAGGCCGCCGAAACAAUGUAAAGACAAUCUUGAAAUCCGUCAGUGGAAGGCUACGGUCUGGAGAACUGACGGCUAUCAUGGGACCUUCCGGUGCGGGAAAGUCUACUCUUUUAAACAUCCUGACCGGAUACAAAUCAACUGGCGUAGAGGGAAGUAUCACGAUGAAUGGGCACGAGAGGAACCUUAGUGCCUUUAGAAAGUUAUCUUGCUACAUCAUGCAAGAUAAUCAACUUCAUGCGAAUUUAACAGUGGCUGAAGCCAUGAAAGUCGCUUCGAACCUUAAACUUGGUUCGCAUAUCAGCAAGGCGGAGAAAGAGGAAGUGAUUCAAGAAAUCCUUGAAACGCUUGGCCUGUCCGAACAUCGACGAACCAUGACCUCGAACUUGAGCGGUGGUCAAAAGAAGAGACUUUCCAUUGCGCUUGAAUUGGUCAACAAUCCUCCUAUAAUGUUCUUCGAUGAACCCACUAGUGGCCUGGACUCGUCUUCUUGUUUUCAAUGUAUCUCAUUGUUGAAGACGUUGGCUCGAGGAGGGAGAACAAUAAUAUGCACCAUUCAUCAGCCUAGUGCUAGAUUGUUUGAAAUGUUCGAUGCUUUGUACACAUUGGCCGAGGGGCAAUGCGUUUAUCAGGGUUCCACUUCGCAGUUAGUGCCUUUCCUCAGAAAUAUCGGUCUUAAUUGUCCCAGUUAUCACAAUCCUGCCUCUUUCAUCAUCGAGGUGUCCUGCGGGGAAUACGGGGACAAUAUCAAGAAUUUGGUGAAUGCCAUCAAGAAUGGAAAGUACGAUAUUCGAGAGGGAUAUCCUUUCCCUGAUAAUAAAUCAGAGAGAUUGAAUAACGCGACGAGCGAGUUGCUUCAAAAAAGUGAAGAGAAUGCUGAGGUAAAGGAUAAGAAUGAUGUUAGUAAUCUGGAGGAAAAGUUUCAAGAGGAUAAAUCAAAUGAAAUUAAUAAUAAAAAGAUCCUUCCGACUUUUGCCAGGAAUGAUAUUACAAAACAAGCCGACAUAGCGAUACCGAUGGACAUGGAUAAGAAAGAUAACGCUGAUGUAGCCCUGCUCGACGAAUCAAUUGUAGUUACUCCUGAAAGAUAUCCUACUUCGGAGUGUCAGCAAUUCUGGAUCGUUUUGAAAAGAACUCUACUCUUCAGUCGUAGAGAUUGGACCCUUAUGUAUCUUCGACUAUUUGCUCACGUUCUAGUGGGGUUAUUGAUCGGUGCAUUAUAUUAUGACAUUGGAAAUGAUGGUGCUAAAGUACUUAGCAAUCUUGGAUUCCUCUUUUUCAACAUGCUGUUUCUUAUGUACACGUCCAUGACCAUCACGAUAUUGUCGUUCCCGUUAGAGUUGCCGGUACUUUUGAAGGAAAACUUUAACAGAUGGUAUUCACUGAAGGCGUACUAUCUAGCUAUCACGGUGUCAGAUAUACCAUUCCAGGCGAUAUUCUGCAUAAUUUACGUAACGCUCGUAUACUUUAUGACCAGCCAACCAACGGAUGGUAUGCGAUUCAGUAUGUUCCUGGGAACAUGUUUAUUGAUUUCGUUCGUCGCACAGUCGGUUGGAUUGGUAGUUGGAGCGGCUAUGAACGUACAAAACGGUGUGUUCUUGGCGCCGGUUAUGUCUGUACCUUUCCUACUAUUCUCAGGAUUUUUCGUUAGUUUCGACGCGAUUCCUGUGUAUCUCAGAUGGAUCACGUAUCUGAGUUACAUCAGAUACGGUUUCGAAGGAACUGCGUUGGCUACGUACUCGUUUGGUCGGGAAAAACUUAAGUGUUUUCAGAUUUACUGCCAUUUUAAAAAUCCUGAGACAACCUUGGAGGAGCUGGACAUGCUCGAUGCUGAUUUUACGCUCGAUAUUCUUGCCCUUCUUUUAAUAUUUCUCGUUCUUCGAAUCGUUGCCUAUCUGUUCCUUCGUUGGAAACUGAAGACUGCGCGAUAGGGUUCGCCAUGUUAUUAUUCACGUUGACACAAUCCAAAAAAAAAUUUUUUUUAUCUAUAAAAGAACGUUCGAAAAUAACGCGAUAAUACAUUUCAUUAGCAUUGCUGUUCAAACGAAGGGCACAAUUAAUACGUUGAAUUAUUGCAUCAAAUUUUAUACCUCGAAAGAAUGGAACACCACGCGUAUAUAGUUCAUACCUAUGCAUCGAAUUCGUACGAUUUAGGCUAAUAUAAUUUAUUCGUCCUUAUUAGGUUUGUCACGUUGAAACAACUCUGCAAUGGACUAGCGAUGCUUUCGUUCAGGGUACCUUUUCGUCUCUUUAAUUACAAUCACACGUAAAUACACACAAAGUGUGUAUAACCACUGCUUUCUAGAAGGGUAGUUACCGCGUUGACUGACACAGCGAUCAUCGGUGACCGACGAAUUAUGUUCAAAUGGGAAAAAUACUAAGCGCUAUUGAAAUAACGUUAGUAAUUCAGAUCAAAGUAUAUACAAUUAGAGAAUUAAUAUCUUUAACAAUUGAUAUUCUUUUCUACUGUGCCAGUCAACGUGUUAACAAAAAGGGGUGGAAUCUAGCAGUCUCGGAAGAUCGCAAUUUCAUGAUUUGGAGAAAAUAAGAGGCCUUAAUUGAUAAUGUUUCGUGAGCGAUCACAUUUUUUAUCCACCUAUGGCUGUGAGUUUGACGAUGUAGAAGAGUUACGGGAAAGCGGAAGUACGGAUUGUUAUGUCAUAGCGUUGUGUUAUGUUCUUGUUGAUUAAGAACAACGUUUAAAACAAUGAUUAUCUUGCCAGGUUCGUUGCGUAUACCGAAUAUUAGAUUUUUGUAAAUUGUAAAACAUCAUAAAAUAACAUUCAUCGAUUUCAUAUCGUUGCAUACGCGGGGACUUAUACUUUAUAGUACGUCAACUAAAAACUCAUCGUAACUCUUCCAAUUAAUGUGUCUCUUAUAGAUAGAGUGUGUACUAUACUAAACGAUUUAUAUAUUUUUUAAGCAAAUUUACUUUGUUAAACAUAUAAGUCGCGUUGGAAAGGUACGUAUAGAAGUAGAGUAUAUCAAAAAGCUUUAAAAUCUUAACAAGCUAACAUCAGUUUACAACUGUUUCUUUGAGUUUUAAUCAUCGUUAGGAAUAUUACAUACGGUAUCGCUUGCGGAAUCAAAAGAAAAAGAAAAAGAAAAAAAGUAAAACACGUUUUAUCUUUUAACGAUAUUCACUGACUUGACAAAUGUACUUUAACGGGAAAUACAUUUGUAACUGUUUACACAAAUGGUAUAAAUUAUACAUGUUUAUAUUUAAAUCGUUAGCGUGAUCGAUUACGAUCAAUAUACAUAUACAUAUAUGUAUACUUUUGUAAAAUAAUACCUAUGCUGAAUUGGCAUAGUCUUCGUUGUAUUUUAUAUAGCGUAUGUUUAUUACGAAUAAAAAAAAACAUGCUUUUCGUAAUAUA
Osmia bicornis bicornis is the source of this 4068-nucleotide messenger RNA. Its product is annotated as ATP-binding cassette sub-family G member 4. The transcript has 12 exons. The record is from RefSeq and is a predicted model, not a curated record. Gene Ontology annotation, cellular component: plasma membrane. Lineage: Eukaryota; Metazoa; Arthropoda; Insecta; Hymenoptera; Megachilidae. Bases 517 to 2622 code for a protein of 701 amino acids. Gene Ontology annotation, molecular function: ABC-type transporter activity; ATP binding; ATP hydrolysis activity.